AUCAUUUAAUUUAUGGCACACGACUUCAGAAUAAUUGUUUGUAAAUAAUAAAUGCAGCCUACCUAUACCGAUUACCGAAUUGAAAAUACUACGAUAGGUAGUAAAUACAACACCUCGGUCAAUAAUAACAAAAGAUAACGGCAAUAUUGCAAUAACUCGUUAGCCAUUAGAUAAUCACAUUUACAACUUAAAAAAUAACUCAAAAACCUAAAGCUGUCGUUUACUCGUGUGAUAUUCGUUACUAAUUGUUUAUGUUGUAAUAAACCUAAUUGUCAUUUAUAUGUCUAGCCAACAGCCGUGUAGCUUGUAAUGUGUACAUUGUACUUGCACAAGACACAAGUCGACUAGUGUGUACACAGUACAUUUACCUAGCAAAUUGUUUUCGUUUCGUUUAUGGCUUACGUACCUAAUAUACUGACUAAAUUACAUUUUUAAUACCUUUUGCGUUAUUUUAUAAAUUAUAAUCAUAUAUCAUUAAUAUCAUACAUAUGAAUCAUGUCCAAACGUGUAUAUCCAAGUGGAUCUUUAAAAAGAAAAUUAAAAAAACAACGCGAUGACAAAAUAAAAUUGCUCCCGCAAAUAAUAAAUUGUUUGAAUAAUACAGUAACCACAGAAAAUUUGAUCAACAAGUCGGUACAAUCUUCUAAUAGCAACUGAUAUUGAACAGAUAAAUUUAUACGAUGGAGCAAAAGAUGUUGAACUACAGAGAGCUGAUGAUGAAAGUCAAAUCAUAUCCUCCAGAGAGGAUAACAUUUAUAAACAAACUGCCAUGAUUUUCUCAGUAUCAGAUAAACAAAAUGAUUGGAGUGAUGUUUCUAACUAGCCAGAGGUAUUAACUCAUUUUUCUAAGUAUUUUGAUUCAUAAAAAUCGAAUUUAGAACGAGUAGUUUAUGAGUUAUAACUUCAUAAGUAGGUAUUUAAAGUUUAGACAAGCUGGUAGACAAACAUUUUGCGGGGUAACCCCGUUGUUAUUCAUUAUAGAUAUAGUUAUGCUAUCUCUCGAUGGUACACAAAAUAACCGUUAUUACUAACACUGGUGUUGAUUAUUGGAAACACCUUACAGAAAUAUUAAAAUCACAUGAAAGGUCUAUAAUACAUUAUAAAUCUACACAAUGCUGGAGUGAGUUAAAAUCAAGAAUUUCAACUGAUACAGCUAUUAAUAGCAAAUGUUUGGCUCUAAUGGAGAGAGAAAAAAUGCAUUAGAGAGAUGUUCUUAAGCGAAUUGUAUCUGUAAUUCACUACUUAUCAAAAAAUAAUAAUGCUUUUAGAAAGCAGUCGGAUGUGUUAUUUACAAAAAACAAUGGUAAUUUUUUAGGAGCAAUUGAAAUGCUAAGCAAUUUUGAUCCAGUAAUUAUAGAUCAUGUUAGAAGAAUUAAAAGUACUGAAACACGUGUACAUUAUUUGGGUCAUGAAAUACAGAAUGAAUUAAUUAAUUUAAUGUCUAAUAAUAUCCGAAAUAAAAUUAUUAAUUAUAUAAAAGAAGCUAAAUAUUAUACAGUUAUUAUGGACUGCACGCCUGAUAUUAGCCACAACGAACAAUUGUCACUCAUGAUUCGUGUACCUAUAGUAAAUAUGUAUGAUGGUCAAGCAAAAUGUCCAGAUACUGAAGAGUACUUUUUAGAUUUUAUACCAGUUUUCUCAACAACAGGACUAAGUCUGGCUAAUAUUCUUUUGGGUAAUCUGAAAAAGUAUGGUAUUAAUAUUAAGGAUUGUAGAGGUCAAGCUUACGACAACGGUUCCAAUAUGGUUGGGAAAUAUCAAGGAGUACAAACUAUAGAAUUAAUAAUCUAAAUCCUAGAGCAUUUUUCACACCUUGUGCUUCACAUAACUUAAAUUUGGUUCUUAGAGAUUCGGUAAAAAAAUUCAGUUCAGGCUUCAACAUUUUUUGGAACAAUUCAGCGUGACUAUACAAUAUUUGCAGCGUCCACAAAUCGAUGGGAUAUUCUUCAAAAGCAUUGUGAAUUUUUGACUGUGAAAAAGUGGUCAGAAACUAGGUGGGAGAGUCGAGUAAAUAGUGUAAAAGCCCUUCGUUAUCAGCUACCAAAUAUCAUAGAAGCCUCGGAAGAAGUAUCAAGAGAGGCAAGUGACACAAUGACAAGAAGUGAAGCUCAGUCAUUGGCGAAUGAAAUCAGUACAUUUGAAUUUAUUCUAAGUUUAACUAUAUGGUAUAGUAUUUUAGUAGAAGUGAAUAUUGUUAGCAAAAGUUUACAAGGUAAAAAUAUUGAUAUAGACAUCUCAACUAAUAUGUUGCAGUCUUUUAAUUUUUUUUAAAUCAUUUAGACAAACAGGAUUUGAAAAGUCUGUUAUGGCUGCAAAAGAAAUUUGCGAAGAAAAUGGUAUUGAUACAAAUUAUAAAACACGUCGUUUAAAAAAAAAAGAAAAUGUUCAGUUGUGAAGGCGACGAUGAUGUAGUAAAUGAUGCGGAGGCUAUUUUUCGACAAGAAUAUUUUUUUUAUAUUGUUGAUCAAGGUAUAAGUUCAAUGGAAACCCGCUUUAAACAACUUGAAUCUUAUAAAGAUGACUUUAGUUUCUUAUUUCGAAUUGGAAAAUUGACCAACAUAGCCAAUACAGAUCUAUUAAAACAUUACAUGGACCUUCAAAAUCGUUUAACUGAUGGAGAAUCAAAAGAUAUUGAUGCAUUAGAUUUAUAUGCAGAAUUAAUAAUUUUUAGAUUGCAUGUUACUGAAAACCAAACUCCUCUCGAAGUACUUUCAACUGUUAAAAAUUCCAAUGGUUCAUUUCCAAAUAUUAAUGUUAUGCUUCGGAUACUUCUUACCAUUCCAGUCACAUCAGCCAGCGCAGAAAGAAGUUUUUCUAAGCUAAAAAUUAUAAAAAAUUAUAAAAAAUUAUCUCCGCAAUAGGAUCAGCCAAGAAAAGCUUUGUGGGUUAUCUAUCAUACCUAUUGAAAAAGCAAUAUCGGAUACAAUAAAUUAUGAUAAAACAAUAGAUGACUUUGCUGCAGCAAAAUCUAGGAAAAAAUUAUUUUAAUUAUUCUAACCUAUAUUUAUGUAUGUACACAUUUGACGUUUUAUAUAUUUUAU
Messenger RNA from Myzus persicae (green peach aphid), 3041 nucleotides. RefSeq lists its product as uncharacterized. The record is from RefSeq and is a predicted model, not a curated record. NCBI's taxonomy places the organism in Eukaryota, Metazoa, Arthropoda, Insecta, Hemiptera, Aphididae. Gene Ontology annotation, molecular function: protein dimerization activity. The transcript has 2 exons. The coding region runs from base 2382 to 2861 and encodes 159 amino acids.